GCAAGAUCGACUAAAAACUAAAGUUAAAGUCAGAACAAGCUGAGGUUCAGUCGUCGGUCCCGCUGCAGAGAUGGAUUUCAGGGUUCGCGCUUCCACCAAAGAGGACUGCAGGGACAUAUCGAGGAUGAUCAUGGAAUUGGCGGUUUAUGAAAACAUGCCCGACCAGGUGAAGAUCUCCCACGAAGAGCUGGAGCGAGAUGGCUUCUGCCAGAAUCCUUUCUUCGAAUGCCUCGUUGCAGAAGUGCCCGAGGAGCACAAAUCUAAAGACGGACAUACAGUUGUAGGAUACGCCUUGUAUUUCUACACCUACAGUACGUGGAGGGGCCGGUGCAUUUAUCUGGAGGACCUGUACGUGAUGCAAGAAUUCCGAGGAAAAGGAAUCGGCAAGAGUUUGCUCUCCAAAGUUGCUGCGGUGGGGAAGGAGAAGCAGUGCGCGCGUCUGAAUCUGUCGGUGUUGGACUGGAAUACUCCAUCUCGAGACUUCUAUGCCGCUAAAGGGGCUCAGGACCUGACUGACAGCGAGGGCUGGCACUUCAUCCGCUUUGAUGGAAAAAAUCUGGACAGUUUAGCAAAUGAAGCUCCCAAAGACUAGGAGGUGGCCAAGAAAGGAAGAGCACUUUAUCCUGUUCAGUAAUUUCGCAUUUAUCAUUCUUUUAAAAGAUCUCACUACAAACCUUGUUUCUCUUUCCCACAGUUCAACUCUAACUCUGAUUUUACAGUUAUAUAUAGAACAAUUGAUGUAAACUUCUUUCCUUCAAACCUUGUUUCUACAUGUUAGUUUUUCAGAUUGCAGGCACUAUUAAAGUUUUGUGUAUUGAAUUAUUUGUCAAACUAUUUGAAGUCUUCACCCAUAACAUCCAGCAGGUGGCGGUUUAGCCUCUGCUACAGAAGGCGCACUAGUAGCACAUAGAAGCUGGUCAGCUGAAUCUUUUGGAAAUACUGCAUGUUUGAUGAGUUUCAUGUAAGAUGAAAACUGCACAUGAAAACAUUCAACUCCAUAUUCAUGUGUGGAAACUUUGCACCAAACUUUGAAAACUAGGGAGAUGGCAGUAAUGAGCUCAAUCGGGACUUUGUAGACUUCUCUUGCAUUUUCCGAAGUUCAUUUCUCUGAAUUCGUGCGAUGUUAAAAAUGUAGUCUUUGCACAUGCCUCUAAGUUUUUAUGCUUGAUAUUUAUUUUCAAAUGAGAUUGAAUCAGUAGCACAUUCAGGCAUUUUUUUUUAAAGCUACAAGUUUUA
Molecule: messenger RNA, 1236 nt
Organism: Salarias fasciatus (jewelled blenny)
Lineage: Eukaryota; Metazoa; Chordata; Actinopteri; Blenniiformes; Blenniidae
Gene: sat2b
Product: spermidine/spermine N1-acetyltransferase family member 2b
Exons: 6
Coding region: 71-592 (173 amino acids)
Molecular function (GO): N-acetyltransferase activity
Source: RefSeq, a predicted model, not a curated record